Messenger RNA from Adineta ricciae, 1107 nucleotides. NCBI's taxonomy places the organism in Eukaryota, Metazoa, Rotifera, Eurotatoria, Adinetida, Adinetidae. The record is from the annotation of a GenBank genome assembly.
AUGUAUACUCUGUUGAUUCUGCUCGUUUUCUUUCCAUUAGUUCACAGUCAAUGUAAUUAUACUAGUGGUUGGUUCAAUGAAAAUCAUCCGUGGGAACCAAAUUCGAAUGGCAAUGACAUCGAACGAUUCUCACUCAUUCGAGCGCGAUAUCCUUGGAUAUUUGAACUGACGCCAUGGACAGGCUUAUUUGAAAUACGACGAGCAUCUCAUCAACAAAUGACAAACGACGCGAUUUCGAUGGCAAAUUAUACCACAAUCAGAGAUGGAUUCAUUUGCCAUGCAGUCGAUGGAAAGCAAUGUGUUGAUUAUGAAAUACGUUUCUGUCUCCAGUAUAAUGAAUAUAGUAUUUCUACCUAUUCUCCCGUAGAAAAUCAAACUGUUGGCGGUAGUGAAAUACGCCCACAUGCAUUACCAUGGCACGUUUCAAUUCAAUACGACGAACGACAUAUGUGUGGCGGAGCUUUAAUUGACAACCAACAUAUUUUAACAGCAGCCAGUUGUUUUCAGCAACUUCUGGUUCAUCUUCCCUAUUCCGUUGUUCUUGGCGCACAUCGUUUAUCAAAUGUAACACAACGUGUUCCGAUUGAUCGGUUUAUCUUUCACUCGGAUUAUAAUAGCGUCACAUCGCAGAAUGACAUUGGUAUUAUUAGACUUCGUCAACGUAUUGACUCAUUUUCUGAUCGAAUCAGACCAGCGUGGUUGGCACGAUCGAGUAUACCAAUCGUAAAAGCAAAGCCGUUAAUUGUAGCUGGUUGGCGUACCGUAGGAAAUAACACAUGGUCUGUGACAGAAACGGAUGAACUUCGACAAACAGUUUUAAACAUCAAAGAUGAAUGUUCGAUUGUUUAUCCGACAUAUAAUACGUCAAAACAGCUUUGUGUUGGCACAGAACAUUCUCGUCGUGAUUUGUGUCAGGGUGACAUAGGGAGCGGACUUUUUGACAAACAAACAUAUGAUGUUGACCGAUGGAUUCUAGUCGGAAUCGUUAGUUAUGGUUGUGAAUUUGCGCAUGAAGGUUAUCCGGGUGUAUAUGUCCGAAUUAGUGCAUAUUAUGAUUGGAUUCGAAAGACUGUUGAAAAAAUGAACUCAGAAAAAUCAAUUAAUUAA